AUGGCACUCUCAAAAAUUAUUCUCACAAUAAUGCUAGCAACAAUAUUUGCAUCUGCCAUAGCUCAAUCCCCCGCACCAUCACCUUCCUCCACUCCAUCAACUCCCCCGGUCUCUUCGCCACCUCCAAUUGUUGCACCAACUUCUUCUCCUACCGCGUCACCCCCUUCGGAUUCUCCUUUAUCGUCUCCUCCAGCUCCACCUGCCGCGACUCCAUCCGCAACUCCACCGUCGGCUAUCUCCACCACUCCUAGCAAUGCACCUGCCGGAACUCCUGACAAUGCUGCUGGUCUCAACAGAGUCACCGUUGCUGGCUCCGGUGCAGUGGCAUUAUUCGCAGCCGUUGCAUUGUUGAUUUAA
Molecule: messenger RNA, 357 nt
Organism: Daucus carota subsp. sativus
Lineage: Eukaryota; Viridiplantae; Streptophyta; Magnoliopsida; Apiales; Apiaceae
Product: classical arabinogalactan protein 7
Exons: 1
Coding region: 1-357 (118 amino acids)
Source: RefSeq, a predicted model, not a curated record